UUGUUGUUUCCAUGGCAUGUGCGUCAAGCGUCAGUAUUUGAGCUGAUAAGGAAUUAGUGUACUUUUUAAAUUUCGGCUUAUUGAAAUUGGAAUCAUGAGUAAACACCAUGGAAAGAAUAAACUCAAUCUGAAACUCCCUCCAGGAUCUAUUGAACCACAAGAACAGUCAGCAUUUAAUGAUCCUAAUAAUGAAUCUUUUGAUACAAGUAUUGAAGCUCUUCAGAGAACUUUAGAAGGCCUUGAUCUUGAUGAGCAACAAAGGAAAAGACUUGAAGCUUUCCUUUCUCAAAAGCAGAAGGUUGGGGAGUUAAGUGUAGAUGAUUUUGAAAACUUGGGAGAAUUAGGUGCUGGAAAUGGAGGAGUUGUUACCAAAGUUUUACAUAAACAUAGUGGCCUUGUAAUGGCUCGAAAACUCAUACAUUUAGAAGUAAAACCAGCUAUACGAAAUCAAAUAAUUCGUGAAUUAAAAGUCCUGCAUGAAUGCAAUUCCCCUUAUAUUGUUGGAUUCUAUGGUGCCUUCUACAGUGAUGGAGAAAUCAAUAUUUGCAUGGAAUACAUGGAUGGGGGUUCAUUAGAUCUAGUCUUAAAGAAAGCAGGUAGAAUACCUGAAAAGAUUUUAGGCAAAGUAACCAUUGCAGUGUUUAAAGGCUUACGCUAUCUCCGUGAAAAGCAUCAGAUAAUGCACAGAGAUGUUAAACCUUCAAACAUCUUGAUUAAUUCAAGAGGGGAAAUCAAAAUUUGUGAUUUUGGUGUUAGUGGGCAGCUGAUUGACUCAAUGGCCAAUUCUUUUGUUGGCACUCGUUCUUACAUGUCUCCUGAAAGACUACAAGGCACUCAUUAUACUGUACAAUCAGACAUUUGGAGUUUAGGGCUCUCACUUGUAGAAAUGGCAAUUGGAAGGUACCCUAUACCACCUCCAACAAAUAAAGAACUUUCCCAAAUUUUUGGAUCCAGUUUUGUUCCAGAUCAAGAUUGUCAGUGUUCGUCACCUGGUUCCAACAAAAGACUAAGCAAUUUAAAUACUCCAACUGGGGAUAAUCCUAUUACUUUAUCUAUUUUUGAACUACUGGAUUAUAUUGUAAAUGAGCCUCCCCCUACUUUGCCAAGUGGAGUGUUCUCUAAAGAAUUCAAGGAUCUUGUAGAUAGAUGCUUGAAAAAGAAUCCAGCUGAACGAGCUGACUUAAAAACUCUCAUAAAUCAUCCAUUUGUAAAGAAUGCUGAAACUGAAGAAAUAGACUUUGCUGGUUGGGUAUGCCAAACUAUGGGGCUUGAUCCUUCAACACCAACUAAACCAACAUCUGAUGGCUAUAUUUAAUGAUUCUUUUGGGUAUCUUUAUUCAGUAGUAAUCAAAGAAAAAGAAUGCAUUUCUUUGGCUGAUAUUAAGUUUUGUAGCAUAUACAUUUACUAUAUAUUUGUAAAAAAAUGAAAUACAUUUAUUUUUGAAACAGUGGAUUUUUUUUUAAAAAAAAGUCCUUUUUUUGAAAAGUUAAGUGUAAAAAAAAGAAAAAAGAAGCAACUUGCAAUGAUGUUUAUUUUUAUGCAAAAAUAAAUAGAACUUGAAGCUUUGUGUAAACUAAAUGUUCCUAUUAAACUUCUUUUAUAUAUCACAAAUGUUUUUUAUACUUAAGAUAUUUCAGUUUAAGUGCAUUAUUAUUAGUAUGAAGAUUGU
Messenger RNA from Argiope bruennichi, 1670 nucleotides. Its product is annotated as dual specificity mitogen-activated protein kinase kinase 1-like. The coding region runs from base 95 to 1315 and encodes 406 amino acids. The transcript has 11 exons. Lineage: Eukaryota; Metazoa; Arthropoda; Arachnida; Araneae; Araneidae. Gene Ontology annotation, biological process: protein phosphorylation. The record is from RefSeq and is a predicted model, not a curated record. Gene Ontology annotation, molecular function: ATP binding; protein kinase activity.